CGUACGAAUGAUGAACUGUUAAAUUGGAAAUUCAUCUCAUAAAAAAUAUUCAUGAACAUCGAAAAUAUUUAAACAAUUCAUGUGCGAUUUAUUAACGAUUAAGACGACUUAUCAAUGGCAUGAUAAUAGCUUCGAACGAAUUUAAUAAUAUCCUUGUAAAAAAUUUGUUUGGUCUGAUGAUAAAAAUGUGUGUGAUAUUUUUAAUUAAUCCAACAAAAUAUGUGAAAUGUGCACGCAUUGGAGAUUUAUUACCGGCAGAAAAGGCCAUGGGAAUAAAUUUAAAAUUGCAGAGAAUGUGUAAUUCGUUAACACUUGUGGAUCGGUGUCCCAAUGAAAAUAUAACUUUCUGGUUACACACUAGAGAUUCCAUAGAACCAUAUCAACUCAAGGAAUUAUCCACAAACUCGUUCAAGAAAGCACCAUUUUUCCCAAAAGUCCCAAUUAAAAUUCUCGUUCACGGUUACGCUGGAAAUAAGCAUGGUACUCCUAAUUUGGAGCUUAAACCAGGUAGUUUUGGUAAUAUAACAAUAAGAUGUGGUAAUGUUGAGUUUGUAGAAUAUCUUAAAAAAGGUUACAAUGUUAUCUCCAUGGAUUAUGGACCAGUAGUUAAACAUCCGUGUAAUUUGCAAUGCGUUAGAAAUUUGGAUGUAGCAGGAAAAUGUUUAGCAAAUUUUAUUAGGACGCUAUUAAGAAAGAAGAUCAAACGAAGAAAAUGUAAAAUUAAAAGAUCCGAUAUACAUCUCCUUGGAUUUGGGAUAGGCGCUCAAGUGGCUGCUAAGGCUGCAGAAUCAAUAAAGAAAACUGUGGGUUCUUUACCUCGUGUAACCGCUUUAGAUCCUGCUCUUCCAUUAUUUUAUGGCGUAAAACCUUCUCUAUCGAAAAAAAUAGCAGAUUUCGUUGACGUUAUUCACACAGCAACUGUGUUGUAUGCUUAUUUAGCGCCUAGCGGACAUAGUGACUAUUUCGUAAAUACGGCUAUUUGCCAAGGAGAAUGUACAGUGACCGUGUCAUGUACACGAGGAAUGUCUGCAGUUUAUUAUGCAGAGUCCAUUAACGGUGAAGGGCAAUUUUGUGGUUUUGACUUGUUUGUAAGUGGAAAUAGGGUAGCCAUGGGCGAAAAAGCAACGAAAAAUGUAACCGGAUCGUUUGGAGUAUUCACCAACCCAACAUCACCAUACGCACGUGGAUGUCACGAAGUGGAUCGUUGAUCUUGCAUAAUAAUAUGUAGGUGUAAGAUAACUGUAGGGUUAUGAUAAUAAAGAUUUGAUUUAAUUAUUUUGUAACAGCAAAAUAAUAACCUAGCUUUUGACAUUUUAUUUUUUUGUCAAAGUCGGUAUUUCUUAUCAAUGUGAGUAGUAUUUAAUUCACGUUAAAUAUGAUACAGGGAUGUGAUCAUACUGGUAUAAUAUGAACCUGUUUUACGUGAAAUGCGAAUCCCAGUGCCUCGAUUAUUACCACUUUAUCUGAUAUACACAUUUUCCAUAUUACCGGUAACGAGAGGCGAGUUCGAGGCGAAAGUUGAUCAAUAUUGCGACAAGUUCCUGUUGAACAAUAGCCGUAAUUGUAGGAGAUUAACUGAUUACUAUUUGUACGUCAAGUAAGACCGUAUCAAUCCGAGUAUCGUCUAAACACCGACAAGCACAGCGUGAGGUAUGCUCCUUUUACUCCUAACGUUCCAAUUAAGAUUAUUUUGCACGGCUUUAAUGAAUCUUAUCGUUCUACACCAAACAAAGAAAUAAGACCAGAAUAUUUGCACGAAGGUUACAAUGUGAUUUCGGCGGAUUUCUCCCAAUAUGUACAAUACCCGUGUUAUAGAGUGGCUGCUUACAAUGUGAGGAUACUGGGAGAGUGCUUUGGAAAAUUCUUAAAAUACAUGUUAAGAACCAAAGUGGAGGCUAGGAAAAUCGAUAAAACUGAUUUACAUGUGAUUGGUUAUAAUUUAGGAGCGCAAAUAGCGGGGAAAGGGAGUAAAACCUUGAGGAAGAAUAAUCGUUUACGAAGAUUCACUGCUUUAGAUCCAAUAUUACCAAUAUUUUACGACGAAGAUAAUUACGUGUGUCCUGAAUGCGCAGAUUUCGUUGAUGUUAUUCAUACAAACACUAAAAUGCGUAAAAAAUUGAAACAUUUGGGACAUGUUGAUUUUUAUUUUAAUAAUCCACUUUUCACUAAAGACGUCUCUAUUACUAAUCCAAGAUGUUUCACCUCAUCAUCGCCUCGUUAUUUUGGUGAAUCCAUCAGUGAAGUUCCGUAUUAUCGUAAUUCAAACGCAUAUCUUAGUGGAAGUAAAGUUAUUGUAGGAGAAUGGACAUCAUAUGAGUUAAUAUAAUAUGGUUUGUUUAACUUUAAUACUUUAAUAAAAAGUUUUUAGGACAAGAGGGGUUUAUGGUGUUUACACCACUAAUGAUUCGGUUGAUAAGUAUAGUUCUUUGCCUUCUUCUAAAAAAAUUAUUGGUGUGUAUAAAAUAUCUAAUCUUGAAAUAAGUGAUAAAACGUAAUAAAUUUAAAGCAAAUCUGUUAAUUUAAGAAAAAAAUAAAAUAAUAUCUUUUUA
This is a messenger RNA of Onthophagus taurus, 2549 nucleotides long. The record is from RefSeq and is a predicted model, not a curated record. NCBI's taxonomy places the organism in Eukaryota, Metazoa, Arthropoda, Insecta, Coleoptera, Scarabaeidae.